Molecule: messenger RNA, 3609 nt
Organism: Chinchilla lanigera (long-tailed chinchilla)
Lineage: Eukaryota; Metazoa; Chordata; Mammalia; Rodentia; Chinchillidae
Gene: Vsig10l
Product: V-set and immunoglobulin domain containing 10 like
Exons: 10
Coding region: 201-2678 (825 amino acids)
Source: RefSeq, a predicted model, not a curated record
GGCCAGCUGGGGAAGAUGAGAAGGGUGGGGUGGGCGGCUCAGCCACCAGGUGGGGUUGGGGGACCCCAGCACCUCCCCUGGAUCUGGCUGCCUUCCCCGCCCAGGAAGCUAAGCCACCAGUCCUGUUGGACUUGUCCUGCCCGGAGGGAUAGGUGCAGGUCCCGGCUCUCUCCAGUGCCCUCUCGGGUGCGGCCAGCACCAUGGACACCCUGUGGGCUCUGCCGCUCUUCCUGCUCCUGGGGGUCCUUGCCACUCCUGGACUUCAGCAAACCACUUUCACCUCUGCCUCCUCCUCGCGCUCCAUCAGCUCCUCCUCCAUGGGCCGGACUUCAGAAGUCCCCCCCAUCAAUGCCCCCGGCCAUCAGACCCCAGGGCCGCCGGCCUCUGCUGAAAUCCCUGAUUCUGACUGGUUUCCUGAGGCCCUGAUUUCGAAGGAUGUGCCUGGGUCCCUCUGGCCAAACGUUUCUGCUGACGGCCAGCAUUUGAGCUCAGAGCUCACAUUCUCCGAAAUUCCUGAUUCUGAAGCAUUUUCUGACAUCUUGGAUCCUCAAGUUCCCGGGAAAGGCCCUGCACCUUCCACCUCGGUUAAAAUACCAGCUUCAAACACCUCUGCUCAAAUCCUGGACACCAAAGUAUCUGCUGAGGACCCAGAGUCAAAGCUCCCCCCUGAAGAUCUGGACCUUAAACACUCUUCAAGGGAUCCAGAAGUUUCUUUGGAGACCUACCCAGCCGCAAGCUUCCCCCAGCAGGUGGGGGGUCCCCUUGCUGUGCUGGUGGGGACCACCAUCCGGCUGCCCCUAGAUCCAGUGCCCAGCCGCGGGCCCCCUGCCCCUCUGGUGGUCUGGCGCCGAGGGUCCAAGGUGCUGGCAGCUGGCGGCCUGGGGCCAGGGGCUCCCCUGAUCAGCCUGGACCCUGCUCACCGAGACCGCCUGCGCUUCGACCAGGCCCAAGGGGGUCUGGAACUUGCCUCUGCCCAGCUGGAUGACGCGGGAGUCUACACGGUUGAGGUCAUCCGGGGCGGUCUCUCUCGUCAAACUCAGGAGUUCAUGGUGGGCGUGUACGAGCCCCUACCCCAGCUGUCGGUGCAGCCCCAGGCCCCGGAGACAGAGGAGGGGGCGGCCGAGCUCCGGCUGCGCUGCCUGGGGUGGAGGCCCGGCCGCGGGGAGCUGAGCUGGAGCCGGGAUGGCCGCGCCCUGGAGGCCGUGGACUCGGAGGGAGUAGUGUCGCCCCGGAUCCGCGCCGAGGGGGACCAGCUGCGCCUGGUGCGCCCCGCGCGCAGCGACCACGCGCGGUACACGUGCCGCGUGCGCAGCCCCUUCGGCCAGGCAGAGGCCGCGGCGGACGUCAGCGUCUUCUACGGCCCCGACCCUCCGAUCAUCACGGUCUCCUCGGAUCGCGACGCCGCCCCUGCGCAAUAUGUCACCGCGGGCAGCAACGUGACCUUGCGCUGCACCGCCGACCGCGGGGUCCGGAUGUCCCUUCCCUCUGCAGAUCUGCCCCCCGGCUCCCCGCAGUGCUCGGUCGAAGAGAGUCUCGGGGACCGUAGCCUCCGCUUCCGCUGCUCGUGGCCGGGCGGGGUCCCUGCCGCCUCCCUGCAGUUCCAGGGUCUUCCCGAAGGCGUCCGCGCGGGCCCGGCUCCCUCUGUGCUGCAGGCGACCGUCCCCGCCCACCCCCGGCUCAGCGGCGUGCCGGUCACCUGCCUCGCUCGCCACCUGGUGGCCACGCGCACCUGCACUGUCACCCCGGAGGCCCCCCAGGAGGUGCUGCUACAUCUGCAGGUGGAAGAGACCCGGUCAGGGGAGGCCGAGGUGGUCCUGCAGGCCUCUGGGUGCCCCGCACCCUCUCGAGCUGCCUGGGCUCGGGACGGCAGGCCCCUGGCGCCAGGAGGUGGGGGUCGCCUGCGGCUCAGCCGGGAUGGCCGCAGACUCCUCAUUGGCAACUUCAGCCUGGACUGGGACCUGGGAAAUUACUCCGUGCUGUGCAGCGGGGUGCUGGGUGCCGGGGGUGACCAGAUCACCCUCAUCGGCCCUUCCAUCGCCUCAUGGAGGCUGCAGAGAGCCCGAGACGCAGCAGUGCUGACUUGGGAUGUGGAGCGCGGUGCCCUGAUCAGCGGCUUUGAGAUCCAGGCGUGGACAGAGGGGGCCGACCGCAGCAGAGCCGUCGGUUACAGGGACUGGAUCUCCCUGCUUGUGCUGGGACCUCGGGAGCGGUCAGCCGUGGUGUCCCUGCCCCCUCGGAGCCCCAGGACCUGGGCUUUGCGCAUCCUGCCCAUUCUGGGAACCCAAGCAGGGACCCCAUCUCAAAGCCGACUCUACCAGGGAGGUCCCGUCCUGGGCCCCGGGGCCAUCGCUGGCAUCGUCCUGGGCUCUCUGUUAGGCUUGGCCCUGCUGGUCACACUCAUUCUCCUGUGCGUCUGCUGCCUGCUGCGUUUUAGAGGAAAGUCUCCUAAUUUGAAAAAGAAGUAUCCUCCAACCUUGGCGCCUGUAGUCAUCCCACCAGCAAAAAAGACGCAGGGUGUUGUGACCCCAGUGCAGACUCCACAGCUGCUGCCUUUUAAAUUUCCACUGGAAGACCCCAGCCCAGCCAGGCCCCAGCCAGCCACUGGCCCCAAGACCCCCAGGAUGGUUGUCUCUCCAACCAGGGGCCCCAGAACUGUCCGGACAGCCACACAGGUGUGAUCCGUGCCGGGAGCCCACUCUCCACUGGGAAUUUGGGGCCAAGAUUUCUUGUUUCGCCCAAACGGCAGGUAGGGCCUGCAGUGACUGGGAGUUGGACCUCAAAAGUGAGACUUUCUAUGUUCCUGUCAUUGGAGAAGAUUCAACCUGUAUUUGUACAGCUAAGCAGUGUGGUCUACACAACAUCAGAGGCCAGCGUGCUGCGCUGCUCUGCCUGGAGGGGGAACCUGGCUUUAGGUCUCCAGCUUCACUUUGCUGCCCCUGCUUCUGGCUGGGCUCCCAGAGACUGCAUCAUAAGACAGAUCAGACCCCUCCCUCGUCUCUCUCAACAUUCUAGGGCUACAUGCCGCCCUUUGGGUCUUAUCCAAACCCACUUCCCGACCUGCAGGGUCUCAUGGCUUGGCCUGUGCUGGCUGCCGUAACCUCCCUUCUCAGCGCUGACCUGUCUUCGUCCAUAUGGGCUUAUUCUUAGCCACGCUGUGUCCCCCAGGGCUUGGCCUGGACGCUUUUCCUGUCAUUCACUUAACAAGUUCAAGGCAGCCCCGCCCAUCCCAGGACACCUUUUCCUUCACCUUGGUCGUAGGUCGAGUCCCAGCACCCCUGAACUUCCCCCUCCUUGUCUGCAGAUUCGAAAUUCCUUGUGUAGCUCAGAUCCACUCGAUCGACAGAUCUUCACGAAGACACAAACCACACUGUUAUCUCAGCACUUAACACAGGGCCUGGCGCACACCAGACAAUCCAUACACAUUUGCUGAUUGAUCAAGCAUUUGUGGUGCCAGUCAAGAGUGAGGCUGCCUGUGCUCUCCCCCACAUGAUACCUGCCUGCUUCCACAGGGUUUCCCACUGAGAAUUUAGGGGGUACACUAGUGAGGAUUCUUCUGACAGCAAGAAACAAAAGAAAUGGUGAUAAGAAAUAUAAAGAUAUAUGGCUUCA